AUGCUUACAAAUGGAACAGGAAUUUUGCUGAUUGGCGAAAGCAGUUAUAAAUCAAGCACCAAUGGAGUUCUUGCUAUUGUAGAAAAGGGAAAAGAAAUGGCUGACUCGUAUGAAAAAUAUUUAUCUGUAUCUAUUUCAGAAAUGAUAGGCUUUCUAAGCAAUAAUUCAAGCUCAAUUGAUUCUUUAGUUUGGCUUUUAAAACAAUGCCCAAAAAAUUAUUGUAGUAACGAGUUUUCUUUGAUUAAUAUUCAACAAAGGCAAAGGAUGUUAGUUGGGUCGAUAAAAAAUCAACAUUUGACUUUGAGCUCUGCAUUAAUUUUUCCAGGAAAUUCUACUAAUAUUCCAGUCUCUCACCCCAUUCGAGAAUGAUAA
Blepharisma stoltei is the source of this 372-nucleotide messenger RNA. The record is from the annotation of a GenBank genome assembly. NCBI's taxonomy places the organism in Eukaryota, Ciliophora, Heterotrichea, Heterotrichida, Blepharismidae.